CAUUUCUCUUUGUAUAUGUUCUGUGGUUGACAACAUCCCACAAACCACAAAUAAAUUUGACAUUUCUAUCAGCUGUCACGCUUAAUAUGGCCGCUCACAAGACGCGUUUUAAUCCGCAACGCUGGAAAGAGAUGCUUAUGUUAGCACAAAUGUGGUGAACGUGAUCGAGAGAGAUUAUAAAUCGCAAAUCGUAAAAGUAUUUCGGUUUCGCGAUGGCGGGCAACGAUGUAGUGCUAGAGGGAUUUAUAUGUCCCAUAUGCAUAACCGAUUUUAAAGCACCCAGUCACUUAACGAAGCACUUCGAGGAGGUUCACAAUGAUGAUCCAGAGAUUUUGAGAUCGUUGAAAGAUUUGUUUGGCAAGGCCAAGAAAAAGAUAUUGAAACAAGAUGAUAUAUCGGAAACAUUUCCAAGUGCAAUACCACAGGACAAGAGGCGGAGUCCUGAAAUUAAUUGGGGACCACAAGAAAUAGGUGCAAUUACAUCUCAUACAAAGUAUUUUAAGGAUAUAAGAAACGCUCGCUUAGAGCGUUAUGCAUAUGAAACGAAUAAACUACUUAUAAGAUUAGAUAAAUUAUUAAAUAACUUACCAUCAGAUCCUGUCGAUAGAAAAGCUCAUGAACGCACUAUUGUACCAUGGAUUGAUGAAAAAGAUGUGAAAUUGUGUCCCAAUUGCGCUAAGAGUUUUCAUUUGGCAAGACGAAAACAUCACUGUAGAUUAUGUGGGGCAGUUAUGUGCCAUAAUUGUACAGUAUUUUUGUCGCUGAAUAAUGCACGAAAAAUGACUAGUCCCGUAUCGAUACAAGAUGAUUCUGCUGCAUCUCCUACGUCAGAACGACUGUUUUCUGAGAGAGUAACACGUACGGGCUUUUCAAAAUUAGCGCGAUCACCUUCCAACGGCAGUUUGAACAGUAUUCUAUCGUUGGUCAAUGAUUCGGCUAGUAGCGAACAACAUUUUCGAAUUUGUACUCACUGCAUAAACCUACUCGAUGCGAGAGAAAUACAAAAAGCGAAGCAAUUCGAUAAACCGAUUGUUUGUGAGUUCUAUGAGAAGAUGAGGGAGUACAUGAGUGAAGCAUCGCAGCAUUUAGAAAUGUAUAACAAAAUGUGGGAAUCGUUGAAAGAAGGCGAGACUACAUAUGGUUUAGAAGAUGCGCAAUCUUUACGAAUCAGAUUAGCAAAGUUGGGAGAAAACAUAGAUGCGACCAGUAAAAAAAUUCUAGUUCUUGGUGUGAAGAAAAACACAGACAAUUCGAUGCAGGAAGCAUUCGGACCAGAGUUAAGGCUAUAUCAGAUGGUUAGAACAUCAGCAAUGAUUUUUUUAAAAGAAGAGUUACUAACUCUGCAACCCUUGCCCUCGGCAGAGGAAUAUGUAGCUUUACAGGAAGAACGGCAGAAAAGAAUAGAAGCACGAAUAGCGUACGAGCGGCAAUUGGAGGAAGAACGAGAGAAACCAAAAGAACCACGCAAGAAAGACACGUGGAAUUUGGAUAGCAGUUCUUCUUUGAAAAUCAAUCAGGCACAAGCAAUGGUAACUCAAUCUCAAGGCUGGGGUCCAUCUUAUACUACACCCAUCAUGUCUUCCUCAAUGGAUCCGAUAAUCGAACAAAUGAGUAAUCUUCGCGCAUAUAUCAAGCAAGCGCGCACCGAUUGUAAAUACGACGAAGUUGCAACAUUAGAGAACAAUCUUCGAGAACUUCAAAGUGCCUACUUCACUAUGAAACAAAGUAAUAAUAAUGACGGAUAAACAUAUUUGAACAGCACAUUUCUUAUACUUUGGCAUGUAAAACGUUGAAUUCUUCUAUGUGUUAUCUAUUGGUUUUUGCAAAAUAUUUAAUAAAUCCUUUUCAAUAAAAAUCUUUGAGCACAAAUUAUAUAGCAAAUAGAUACACAAAUAAAGUGAUAUAAAAAUGUCUA
Molecule: messenger RNA, 1915 nt
Organism: Solenopsis invicta (red fire ant)
Lineage: Eukaryota; Metazoa; Arthropoda; Insecta; Hymenoptera; Formicidae
Gene: Rbsn-5
Product: rabenosyn-5
Exons: 7
Coding region: 213-1745 (510 amino acids)
Molecular function (GO): metal ion binding
Source: RefSeq, a predicted model, not a curated record